Drosophila innubila is the source of this 5598-nucleotide messenger RNA. RefSeq lists its product as uncharacterized. Bases 141 to 5468 code for a protein of 1775 amino acids. The record is from RefSeq and is a predicted model, not a curated record. The transcript has 4 exons. NCBI's taxonomy places the organism in Eukaryota, Metazoa, Arthropoda, Insecta, Diptera, Drosophilidae.
GCAACCCUCUACGGCGCUUGCGCUUUUUUGUUUGGCUUGCGCUUCAUAUUUGAACGUUGUUUUUGACUUUACAGUCACAAUGUAUUUUUAGUAAGUGUUUAGUAAAUGUGUUAAGUUUUUAGUUCAUUUUGUAAGUAACAAUGGCGCUUAUGAUUUCUGGCAAUGCCAAACCAGACACAAACGUUAGGCAACGCAAUCGAUUUCUUGACGAUCCUGAACGCGUUAAAAAAGAUCUUGAGCAUGAGCGUCGCAUAACCCGUUUACAGCAGGUGCGCGAGAAAUCGAACAGCAUGGCUCGACAAAUACGUCAAGAGGUGGCAGCCGAAAAGACACGACAAGUACAAAAAUUGGAGAGCAUCAAGCAGAAGGAGUUGGAUGUGUGGCGUGAGCAUGUUAUGGCCAAAAAACACCAGGACUACCGUACGUCUGUAUUUCAAGUGGGCGCCGCCCAUCGAGCAGCAUUAGUUGAAGUUGAAAAAACUGAACAGCAAAAGCAGCAACGGAUUGAAAAGAUGAAAAAGUGUCGUCGCCUCGCCGCGAAUCGUGCGUCCAAGCAUACGCCAGCGAAUGUGGUGCGUGCAACGGGAGGAAGGGACCUCAAUGUGGAAGGACGCGCCACAGCAGGCACUCAAACACCACUGCAAGGAGAAACUGAUGGCAAGGAGAACAGAUUGAACAACAACAGAAAGGGCAAAUCAUCGCAUUGUCCUGGCACAAGCAAGAGCAAACACACACGCGGUCAUGGCAAUGCCAAUUCUCAGCACGAGAUAUGCGAUGAGUUUGUAGCCCUCUCGGACAGCAGCUGCGAUGAUGAUGAUAUAGAGCAGCGCCCAGUAAGUGGCCCCAAUAGCAGGAAACUGCAAAAGACCCCGCCAAUUAUUAUGGAUGUCGAUAUCGAAAGUGAGGACUCUUUGGAGAUUUGUACAAGGGACGGCAUAGAGAUCAACGAUCGACACAUACAGACCAAUCGCAAAUUUAGUCGUGUAGUGCAUCCCAGUCCCCCAAGCAGUCCAGUUCGUCAGCAAGGAGCAGUUGCUGUUGAUGCAGUCGCCUCUCGUCCACGUUUUACGCAAAUCUCUGAACUGGUGCGACGCAGCACACAGGUAAUAGAGAAUGCGCCAGAACGCAGGCAACACCAAAAAGAGGAACAGCCAAUAAACCCACCAAGCAGCCCAACGCGGUCAACUAAAUCGAUACCGCAAGCGCAAGCUGUCUCGCCCAAAAGGUCCCCCAACAAAGAAACUGCUCGGGCUUCACCCAAACGGGCAGAGACCCAAAAGCGUUCCUCGCUGAGAAACGUUGGAAAACAGGUCGCUCCAGCCAAAGUUAUUGAUGCGGGCAUCAAACGCAGCACGAACUUACCACAACCGGUGGCGACUGUGGAAGCACAACCCACUGGAGUACCGCCCAUGGAACAAGUGCGAAUGCAACAACAGAUGCCUUUGCAAGAUCAGCACAUGCAACUGCCUCCGGUGACCCAGCAGCAGACGCAUUUGCAGCAAAUGCCCAUGCAGCCACUUCCUCCUAAUGCCCCACAAGCAAUGCAGCCACACGCUUUGUAUGCAGCACCUAUAAUGCCAGGUUAUCCUGCGCCCAUGUUGCCUUAUUCCAUUCAAACCUAUCCUAUGCAACCCAUGCAGCAGUAUCCACAACAACAAUCUACCUAUGCAGCACCGCAACAGCCCAUUCAAGCUGCAAGUUCCAGCACAGGUGUUGUCGCUCCACCUUCCACCAGAGCCACCCAUUCUAGUGUCUCCACCACCACCACCUACGUGGUGCGUCAGAAACAGGGAUCAGGAGCCGAAACUAAUACAACUGGACGUGUGCAGUUCUAUGAUCACAAUAACAAGUAUUAUCGCAACUACAAGGCGCCUGCCCAAGCUGUGCAGGUGCAUCUACCGGACGCCACACACCUCAAUGCCAUGGAUCAUGCGCGCCUUGAGACGCAGCUCAACCAGCUGCGGGAGCAGGAGCUGGACAAAUUGCGCAAAGUUACCGAGCAACGCGGACAAAAGGCGCUUCAGCGCGAGCAAGUACGUCGGGAUUGCGCCGAGCUAACGGAGAAGUUGGAAGCGCUGACACAACAACAGCCACAGUUGCUGCCAAGUGAUUCUAACUUUGUACCCAGCCAUCGAUUUGCCGACUUAGCAUCACGUCGUGAGCAGAAGUUGAAUGAGGCCAUGGAACAGAUGCUGUUGCGUCCUGCAAUUGUCACCUGCCCAGAGGUAGGCAGAUCCAGGCUCAACUCGCCCAAAAAGUCAUGUGGACACAGCAAAUCAAGUGCUGCACAUGCCAUCAAUGUGGGUGAUCCACCAGAAGCGAAGGCAGAUGACGCUGUGAGCAGUGCGAGCUGUUGCUCCUUGCUGCUGGAUUAUGUGGAUGAUCAGAGCAAACAGUUACGCACGGAGCUAAAGGGCAUGCACUCCAAGUCGGCCAAGUCAAUUAAAUUGAAGAGUUUACUGCAACGCAUUGAUAAAAUACGUGCCCAAUUGUUGGCGGAACUGAAAGCGGGGGAUAUGACUGGGGACAAUGCACAAAAAGUAAUUGAUUCCAUUCGCAAGGAACGGGCAAAUAUCAACUCGGAUAUGGCUCGCAAUCUGGACGAACGCGAGAUGGAACUGCAGAAGAAGGAGGAGAUUCUGGAACAACGAUUGCGUCAAUUGUAUAAGCAGCAGCAAAAACUUGAGGGUCAAAAGGAACGCAAGAAGCAGGGUGACAAUAAUAACGAGAUUAUUAUCAAGGUGAAAAGUGACGGCACCGUCAAGCAAUACAUACCCAAAGCCAAAUCGCAAAGUAAUCCACAUCCAAAGGCAUCCGAUGAAGCAACCACCUCUUCAUCAGCAGGGGGAAAUGCAGCUUCAGCUGAAAGGCAGCAGGUAGUCGUGGAAUUGACUCAACAUCAAAACGUGCUGAAUCAUCGACAGAAUUCAAUGGAUUCCAAUUCCACAGCGUAUCGAGACUUGCCACCUGUGAACUAUGAGAACAUUAAAGCCACAACUGCCUCAAAUACGAUACAAGCCCAACCGGAACCACUUCAUCCGAUCGUCGCUCACUAUGUGCAGCGUUUAUUGGCCAUGUCUCAGACAACUAUUGAGCAACUGGGCGUUAGCAGCUCGGAAGUGCCCACACCAACCGAUUCGAUCAUCAAUCAACCACACAAUAGAAGCUCUGCCGCCGCAAUAGAUGAGAACCUGAUUGACAAUCAACGUGUGGAGCGCGUGCAGGCCUUCAUCCAGGACAAUCAUAGUUUUAUUAAUGAGCUCGAGAGUACAUUAAUUGUUCAGCAGAAGGAGCAUGAGCAACAACAAAAGGAGCAGCAAAUGUUGGAUAAGGAAAGCAGUGAUCGCGCCUUCGAUCAGAUCUGGAUGAAUCGUUUCGCCAAUAAUAAGAAGCAACAGCAGGAGCAGCAACAGCAACAAAAACAUUCCCAGCCACAGCAGCAACCACAAGCUCAACAGCAGCAAUCACAACAGCAAACUCGACAGCCAAUACAACAGCAACAAUCCCAGCGAGAACCGGAACGAUCCUCAAUCAGUCAUAGGGGCAGUCCGGGACAGACCAGACGCUCAGUUACCAUUGCUCCGGAAACUGAAAGUACAAGAAACACAGCACGAUCGCUGGGGAAUCAAAAACCCAAUCAGGUGGCUAUUAGUGAAGCUACCACCACCACCACCACCUCAAGAGUGAUGGAGACUCAGGUGAUCAGCAGCAACCAAAUAAAUAAAUCUGAAAAUACCAGUGAAAAAUCGUCAACACGUCAUAUGGAACGAUAUGAGAUGCUCACAGAAAAAUGCAUACAGCGAAUUUCGGAUCUAACUGAGCUCAUUAAUAAGGUGCGUGGGGAGAAGCAGCGACUGGUGGAGGUUACACUGACCUCGGCUAGCGAGGGAGAUCGUCAUUCCACAGAGUAUUUUGAUUUGCCGCCAAUGCAGGGACUGCAGCAACAGCGGGAGGAGCGCGGUGUCCGUACGUUGUCUGAGGGCAGCGACGCAACGCAAUCAAACUCGGAGGCUUUGCCGCUGCAGAAGCACAAGCCAACGGGAGCUAGUCUGGAUAGUGGCAUCUCUGUGUCGCGUCCAAUGACAGCAAUGGGACUGGAGCUACCAGAUGCUGAACCCACUUCGUUGGGUUCAUCCAACCAGGGUGGUACACAUCGUCGUGGCAAGGUACCUCCGGCCACAAUACGUCGAUAUAGUCCACAGCUGGCGGCCGAGGAGCUGGCCCACGAGCUGUCCACCAUUACCGAGGUGGACACGCCGGCACAAUCGCAUAUUGUGCCUGUAACAACAAUAUCGGCUCCAAUACCAUUUCCCACAUUCGAGCAAUAUGCACGGGAACUGCAGCUUGAUGUCUCCCAAAUGAAUGCUGAUCAAAGUGUACGGAUGCAGCACGAAUUCCAUGAGCUUAUCCAGUGUAUUAAGCAAGACAUUCCACGUUUGGAUUAUCGUCAAUUUCCCAGCAUCACUGCUUACCUAUAUGAGAGUACGGCAACCUUAACCCGUGUCCCUAUGGACAGGCCUCAAGCGGAACAACCGUCGAUGACAGCAGGCGAGCUAAUGGAACAGAUGCGUCUCAACAAUGUCAGCAUCCGUGAAUUUCCAACUCGACGGGAUUAUUUACAGCAGCUACUGGAACGGGAGCCGCCCGAUCAACGUGACCUAAUUGACAGCGCCAGCUUGGAAAGCAGCGAUUCAUUCAAUGUAGAGGCGGAGCUACGACAACGACGCUUGUUGAAAUCCUCUUUCCGGCGUGGUCCUCCUGUCGACCUCUUGGAGAUAGAUGUAGCCAGCAGCACGCGACGUGAGAGCAUUCCACAGAAUGCUAGCACAAAUAUACCAAAUGAGAGUCAUAUAGAACCCUUGUCGCGUUCCCAUGUCGAGCAACCUCAAGGCAUGCAACGCCCCAUCAGCAUGCGCCAGAGACAGCGACAGGCGAAGCAGCCCGGCAGCCAUAUUAGCAGCUCUUCAUCGGAGCCAGAACGGCAGUCAAGAAGUCCUGGCGGUGCUUCCAUUGAAGCACCACAGGAGGUCAGCCAAAUUGGGCGGUCGCUCAAUUUGCGCGAGUUCCUUACCAAGGAGCUGCUCAAGCAUCGUAACCAACGCGUGGAGAGCGGCUCGGAGGGCACAGAUGAUUCCUUGAAAGGUCACUUCCUGCGAUCGGUAAUCGAUUCUCUUUCCCGAUCGGAAUCACCGCACACUCCAGGCCUUGGACAUGGCACAAAUGCGACCAACGACAGGCAGAAGACCUCCACACCUGUUGGUUCACUACUAACCGGUCAGGAUAAGAGUGGUUCAUUGCACAGCUCAGACUCACAACUAUUCUCAAUGGACAGUCGCAUCUCAGCGGUCCACUAUCCCGAUGGCACACCACCGAUUCCAUAUGAACGGCAAAAUUUGUCCACCGACAGAGGAUCCACGGGUCGCAAUUCGAAAUUAAAUCGCAUGCCAACGAAUUCAUCCCGAAAAUAAUGAUUAAUUUUUCGAAAUUCCCUAGAUAAUUAUUUCAACUAUUAUUACUUAUACAGGCAUUUAUUAAGCAGCGUGACAAAUGCAAUAUCAAUUUCAAUUAUUUAUGUAUAUUUUUAAAAAUAAAGUUUUA